AUGGCUUCCUCCUCUGGAGAACGGAGUCUUUCGAGACAGCCACUGCUGAGAAGAAGAGCAAGUAUGGGCUCUCCCGAGGUCGAUGAAAUCGAAGAUAAUGCCAUCGAAAUGAACGACAAUGGAAUGCAUAUCGAUGGAACAAAGUCUGAUCGCAUCAAGAAGAACCUCAAUAAAUACGAACAACUGUUUGGUAUCGACGAAGAAUCAUCUAGUCAACCUACGACCUCGAGAAAGGAGUUAUGGUCAUAUUAUCUUUAUUACAAUGGAAACAACGGAGUAGGGCCACAAAGCUAUUCUCAAGCCCUUUUUCAAAAUGCUCUGAGUAAAGCUGGAUGGGAUCCCGCCAUUACACCUGCUCAAAUAGGUAAUUGUACCACGGGAGGUUGUGUAAUACCGUGGGGUACUACUACAAGAUCUGUAUCUAGUGUGGUUUUGCUCGCCAAUGGGAUUUGCUUCACCAUUAUGUCUGUCAUAUUUGUGGCUUUUGGAUCUGUUGCAGACUAUGGGCAUUUUGGGAGAUGGAUACUUCUAUGUCUUACCGUUGUCUGCUGGGUUUUCCAAUACGGGAUGAUGGCUAUUACGAAGCCAGAACAGUGGCCCACAGCCAUGGCUUUGUAUAUUGUAUCAUACAUUUCAUACGGCGCAUCAUUGGUGUUCUAUUAUGCAUUGUUUCCCAGAUUAGCCCGUUACAUGCCUCAUGUUCAAAAGGCUCGAGACGAAGAACUUAAAGAAGAAAAGAUAAAUCAAGAUGAGUAUGAUAGGAUAGAAAGUAUGGAACGAAACCAUAUUAGUAAUAUAUCUACCGCCCAUGCUAGUAUCGGAUACGUUCUUGUGCUGGUACUCAGCCUCUCUAUCCUGAUUCCGAUGCAAGGAAAUUCUUUUGCUAACAAUCUUGCAUUGUGUCUCACAAACUCAUAUUGGGUUGUUCUUGGUCUUCCUUGGUUUAUUUUCCAAUCAGCACGUCCUGGGCCACCUAUCCCAAAAGGCAGUUCAAUAUGGACUAUCGGCUGGAAACAAGUCUAUCUCGCCCUUGUCGAAAUUCGUCAUCUUCCUCAGACAUUUACUUAUCUACUCGCAUUCUUUAUGCUUGCUGACGGUCUGAAUACGACCACUACUCUCGUCUCUAUUAUUCAAAACGAAGUUAUCUCUUUCUCCUUUCUUCAAUUAACGUAUCUUGGACUUGCACAAGCGAUCGCCUCCACGAUAUCCACUUUCUCAUUUUGGUACAUUCAACAGUAUUUUGGCAUUCGAACUAAAUCCAUGUUUAUCGUCACCAACAUCUUUAGUGUUUUAAUUCCGCUAUAUGGUAUGAUUGGAUUAUGGACUGACAAGAUAGGCUAUCACCAUGUUUAUGACUUUUAUGUCUAUAACAUUGUUUUUGGAUUAUUUCAAGCGCCAUAUUUUUCAUACUCUCAAACAAUGAUGAGUGAGGUCACUCCUAGAGGAUAUGAGGGAAUGUUCUUUGGGUUAUUUGGUAUUACGAAUAAAGCUUCUUCAAUCCUCGGCCCAAACGUCAUCCAAGCCAUUGUUAAUCAUACGAACAAUAACUGGAUGGGAUUUCCAUUCUUGUUCGCUUUAUGUGCUUUUGCGAGUAUCAUUAUCUGGUUCGUAGACGUUGAAAAGGGAAGAGAAGAUUGCAGAAUCUACGUGGCAGAGCGGAAGGCUGUCCAUACGAGUACACAGAGACAAGCCACCGAUGAUACAGAUGAGCAGCAGGGUCGAACGGUAAAAUGA
This is a messenger RNA of Botrytis byssoidea, 1734 nucleotides long. RefSeq lists its product as uncharacterized. Gene Ontology annotation, biological process: amino acid transmembrane export from vacuole. Lineage: Eukaryota; Fungi; Ascomycota; Leotiomycetes; Helotiales; Sclerotiniaceae. The transcript has 7 exons. The record is from RefSeq and is a predicted model, not a curated record. Gene Ontology annotation, molecular function: transmembrane transporter activity. The coding region runs from base 1 to 1734 and encodes 577 amino acids.